Carassius auratus (goldfish) is the source of this 826-nucleotide messenger RNA. RefSeq names its product gastrula zinc finger protein XlCGF7.1-like. Bases 28 to 765 code for a protein of 245 amino acids. The record is from RefSeq and is a predicted model, not a curated record. Gene Ontology annotation, cellular component: nucleus. The transcript is spliced from 2 exons. Lineage: Eukaryota; Metazoa; Chordata; Actinopteri; Cypriniformes; Cyprinidae. Gene Ontology annotation, biological process: regulation of gene expression.
GCAGAAGCUGAAGAGGAGGUUGACGAAAUGAGUGAUCCAGAACCAUCCAGAAUAAAACAUGAAGAUACUGAGGAACAAACAGUCUGGAUGGAAGUAAAACAGCAAAGACAUGAGGUGAAUGAAGUGGAGGAGGAACAUUGUAAAGUCAAAACUUCAAGAAAAAAAGCCAAACCGCUUCACACCUGCUCACAGUGUGGAAAGAGUUUCAGAGACAAAGGAAGCCUUAAGACGCACAUGAGGAUCCACACCGGAGAGAAACCACACACGUGUCCUCAGUGUGGAAAGAGUUUUACUGCAGUAUCGGGUCUCAUUUGUCAUCUGCGCAUCCACUCUGGAGAAAAGCCUUUUACCUGUGAUCAGUGUGGUAAAAACUUUAUUUCAUCAUCAAGUCUAAAAGCACACCUGAUAGUUCAUACAGAUGAGAAGCCUCAUGUGUGUUCUUACUGUGGAAAGAGUUUUUCACGACUGGAUAAUUUUAAACAGCACCAGAAAACACAUAAUGAAGUGAGAGAUCAUAUGUGUUUUGAGUGUGGAAAGAGCUUUACUACAAGUCAACAACUGAAACGGCAUCAAAGAAUUCAUACUGGAGAGAAACCUUACAAGUGUUCAUAUUGUGACAAGAGUUUCAUUCAGCCUACACAAAUGAUAACCCAUGAGCGAGUUCAUACUGGAGAGAAGCCGUAUCACUGUCCUCAGUGUGGAAAGAGUUUCAAACAAAAAAACUCUGUAGCGAAACAUAUGAAAAAGAUUUGUCUGAAGUCAUAAUUAUGAGCAAAGUUUAUCUAUUCAUCCAGCUAGUUAGCUUCCAGGUGCUUUAUCAGCAUGA